GCAACUCUGGACUCUGUAGGGCAGGCAGGGAGCCGUGGGCGAAGGCUGGCCCGCGCCGCCUCUUCCCAACUCGUGCAGCCCGGAGCGACCCGCCGCGAAUCCGCAGCUCAGUUGGGUAGCACAGCUUGUCCUGGACCCACCGCCAAGAUGGAUUCAUGGGUGGUGCUGCUGGGCCUCCAAAUUAUGUGGCUCCCACUCCUGACCCACGGUACAGCUCCCACUCCCACCCUGAGAUUUGUGGCUGUGGGCGACUGGGGAGGGGUCCCCAAUGCCCCAUUCCACACAGCCCGGGAAAUGGCCAAUGCCAAAGAAAUCGCCAGAACCGUGCAGACGAUGGGCGCUGACUUCAUCAUGUCUCUGGGGGACAAUUUCUACUUCACUGGAGUGCACGAUGCCAGUGACAAGAGGUUCCAGGAGACCUUUGAGGACGUGUUCUCUGACCGUGCCCUUCGCAACAUCCCCUGGUAUGUGCUGGCUGGAAACCAUGAUCACCUUGGCAACGUCUCCGCACAGAUUGCAUACUCUAAGAUCUCCAAGCGCUGGAACUUCCCCAGCCCUUACUACCGUUUGCGCUUCAAAAUUCCACAUACAAACAUAACUGUGGCCAUCUUUAUGCUGGACACAGUGAUGCUGUGUGGCAACUCGGAUGACUUUGCCAGUCAGCAGCCCAAAAUGCCACGAGACCUGGGAGUGGCCCGCACUCAGAUGUCCUGGCUCAAAAAGCAGUUGGCAGCAGCCAAGGAGGACUACGUUUUGGUGGCCGGCCACUACCCCAUCUGGUCCAUCGCUGAACACGGACCCACGCGCUGCCUUGUCAAGAACUUGCGACCAUUGUUAGCCACAUACGGGGUCACUGCCUACCUGUGUGGACAUGACCACAACCUGCAGUAUCUUCAGGACGAGAACGGUGUGGGCUAUGUGCUGAGUGGGGCCGGCAACUUCAUGGAUCCCUCUGUGCGACAUCAACGAAAGGUCCCCAACGGCUACUUGCGUUUUCACUAUGGAUCUGAGGACUCCCUGGGCGGCUUCACACAUGUGGAGAUAAGCCCCAAAGAAAUGAGCAUCAUAUAUGUGGAAGCCUCUGGAAAAUCACUCUUUAAGACCAGCCUCCCAAGGCGACCCAGACCCUGAACACCACAAGCGUCCUGCUUGUCCCCUAACGGGUGUGAGGGAGGAGGCAUCUGCAGGCGUGGUGGGUGGGCCCUGUGAGGACCUCACCCACGGCAGCUUCUCUGCCCUGGUACUCUGGCAGAGAGGGAAGGGGAACCAAGGGACUUACUUUCAGGAAAGAAGUAGGCUCACACCAACUGAUCCCACAGCCAGGCCCUUUUAGGGUAGAGUUUCUUGAGAACAGGUUUUCCUUUAAGUCAAGAGUCUUACUGUCACUGCUAUUCAAUAAAACAAUGCUUUGUCUCCAGAA
Messenger RNA from Mus caroli (Ryukyu mouse), 1420 nucleotides. It is a transcript of the gene Acp5, whose product is annotated as acid phosphatase 5, tartrate resistant. The record is from RefSeq and is a predicted model, not a curated record. Gene Ontology annotation, molecular function: acid phosphatase activity. Lineage: Eukaryota; Metazoa; Chordata; Mammalia; Rodentia; Muridae. Gene Ontology annotation, biological process: bone resorption.